Molecule: messenger RNA, 2055 nt
Organism: Helicoverpa armigera (cotton bollworm)
Lineage: Eukaryota; Metazoa; Arthropoda; Insecta; Lepidoptera; Noctuidae
Exons: 3
Coding region: 239-1543 (434 amino acids)
Source: RefSeq, a predicted model, not a curated record
AUUUGUUACAACGAUACACUUUUAUUCAAUAAAUCAUGUAAACCACCGAUAAGGAAUUCAAACAUAAAACGUGUGGAGGAACACACAUUGUAUUAUCGAGUUGUUACUACAAAAUUCACUAAAACAGGAAAGUUCAUUUCAAGUUAUAAUUGGGAACACGAUACAGAAAAAAGAAGUAAUUGACGAGAUCGCCGACCAUUUCAAGAAUGCCUUGGACGGGGAACAAUUUAUCCGCAAAAUGGUUAAUGGAGAGAAAAUACCAGAGACACCUGGAUUAGUAAUGUUCACGGCUCCGUAUAAACUGUGUGAUGGCGGGUGCAAGGAAAACGCCGGCGGUAACAUCGGUUUCCAGUUCCCUCUUUUCAUUGGAAGAAAAGGAAGAGAGGUUUACAAACGUAUUUUCGGAAAGAAUGAAGGUCCAUUUAAAAAAAAGACUUCUAGGCCUGCUAGAACCACUGAGACUGCAUGUAUAACUUUGAAUGUGGUUGAUACUACUACAACUACGACUACUACGACUACCACUACAACUACUACUACUACUACAACCGAAGCGCCUACCACUACUACUACUACUACAACUGAAGCUCCUACUACUACAACUACUACUACUACUACAGAAGCUCCUACAACUACAACCACCACUGAAGCGCCUACUACUACUACUACAACUACUACCACUACUACUACUACGGAAGCUCCUACCACUACAACCACCACUGAAGCACCUACUACAACUACUACUACAGAAGCCCCUACUACGACGACCGUUCCCAUUGUACGCUGCCCCUAUUACCCACCCGAUGUUUGUUUGAAACGUUUAAAGAAAAGGCAAGGUGCACUCCCUCCUCCCACUAUUUCUGAGGAAUCUAUCACUGUUACUGAAGAAUCUAUCGCCAUUACUGAUAAAUCUUCCACUACGAGCACAAAGCCCACUAUUGCAGAUUGCAUAGACGAUCCUCCUGGCAGUUGCAUGCUCCUGAAAAUGCGUGGGAAACACGAAGUGACAAACCGGACAACACAACCCCUAUUUUAUGAAGAAAAAAACAUUACAGAUAGUGCAGAAUAUUACCAAUAUUACCACGAGUAUUCUGCGUAUGUACUUAGAAAAGAAAAAAUAACAAAACAUAAUGAUACUAUUAACUUUGAUAAAGAUUUCGAUGACAAAUAUUACCCAAAGAUCUCUGAAGAUCAUUUCUUUAAAAAAGACUUUGGUGACAAACACUUUGAUGACAAAAAUUUUGACGACAAAAACAUUGAUGACAAAUACUUCGAUGACGAAAACUUUGAUGACAAAAACUUUGAUGACGAAAACUUUGAUGACAAAAACUUUGAUAACCAAAACUUUGAUGACCAAAACUUUAAUGACCAAAACUUUGAUGACCAAAACUUUGAUGACCAAAACUUUGAUGACCAAAACUAUGAUGACAAACACUUUGAUGACCAAAACUUUGAUGACAAACAUUUUGAUGACAAAAACUUCGAUGACGAAAACUUUGCUGACAAAACCUUUGAUGAUAAUUUAUUUCAUACAAAAAGUGGGUAACAAACUACAAAUAAAAUGUUCUAUUAACAACAUGAUUAUUAAUAAGUGGUUUUAAAAGUGGUCAUAAAAUAGUACUUGGCACAGUCGUAAAGAUUGGUCUGUACCUGUCUGUCAGCCAAAUAAAUAAUUUAAAAUUCACCUUAAAACGAUAAUGUUUUCCAUGAAUAUUUGUAACGGCGAGCAAUUUUUGCAAGAUAAAAAAAUAUAUCUGAAAGAUAAUUAUGGACGCAUUUAUAUUAUGCGUCGUCAAAGGGAAUAUGACGUUGAUAUUUCAACUAUUUGAUGAAAAACGGUUAUCGAAAUACUGGAUCGAAAUGUUUGUGGUUUUGAAUCAACAUGAAUGGAAAACUGGAACGAAUAUUGAGCAUGAUGAUUUUUAUCAUACCUGUACAGGAAUAAUAUGAAAAUUAAUUUAAAAUAGUAAUUUAGGUGUUAUUAUAUUUUUGAAUGGAAUAAUCCUUUUACGUUUUAAUGGAAUUAUGUAUUUGAUAUUAAUGUUUACUUCACAUGAA